Annulohypoxylon maeteangense is the source of this 1029-nucleotide messenger RNA. Its product is annotated as NAD(P)-binding protein. Gene Ontology annotation, molecular function: oxidoreductase activity. The transcript is spliced from 3 exons. The coding region runs from base 104 to 883 and encodes 259 amino acids. The record is from RefSeq and is a predicted model, not a curated record. Lineage: Eukaryota; Fungi; Ascomycota; Sordariomycetes; Xylariales; Hypoxylaceae.
AUAUAAAUAUAUAAAAAAGGUUGUCGUGAUGCGAUGAAGCUCUAUGAAAAUGGCUGAGCAUCUCGAAAGUUAACAGAGGUGAUUAAAAUUGUGAAGAGUGAAGAUGUCAGAUUAUAAUUUCCCACUUUCGAACAAAGUUGCUCUGGUAACAGGAUCUUCGAGGGGCAUUGGAAAAGGCAUCGCCUUGGAACUUGCUCGUCGUGGCGCUACGGUAAUCUUGACAUACGUGUCGCAAGGCAGUGAGGUCCUUGCUAGAGAAGUCUGCCGAACGAUCGAGGCUCUUCCCCAUAAGCCUCGUUCCCACGCUAUUCGAGUCGACCUGAGCACUCUCGAUGGAGCUCGGUCACUCAUAGGUGGUCUCCUAGAGUGGAGCGAAGGCAAGCUCAAAAUCGACAUACUUGUCAAUAAUGCAGGGAUAGAAAAGGCGAUGUCCCUGGCAGAAGUGACGAUCGACGACUACAACGACGUGUACAAUCUGAACAUACGCGGGACGAUACUAUUGACUCAGGCAAUCCUACCAUACUUGAAUAGCAAUGGUCGCAUCAUUAAUAUAGGCUCGGUUGCUGCAAGAACCCCCUUCAAAAAUUUCAGCUUGUACUGUUCUUCGAAAGCUGCACUUGAGGGAUUGACCCGAGUUUGGGCUGCCGAGUUGGGUGGCAACGGAACUACAGUCAACUGUGUCGAGCCGGGACCAGUCCAGAGUGACAUGCUCGACGACAUCCCAAAGGAUAUCGUGAAUCUUCAAAAGAUCCUCACGCCUAUCGGGAACAGGAUAGGGACGGUCGACGAAGUAUCAAACAUAGUGGCUAGUCUUGCCAGUAAAGAUGGCGCUUGGAUUACUGGACAAACCAUCAGUGCGAGCGGAGGGUUUUCGAUGUACUAAGGUGGACUUAAUCCCUAUGGGAUAGCCUAACCUACCUCCUAACCUACCUAGUAGGACCUAGGCAGGUAGGUAGGAUCUGGUAGGCACCUAAGACUUUAAGUGCCCGCCAAUGGAUAUUGGGAGCCAACUGAGUAUUGUGUGAUGGG